Messenger RNA from Talaromyces atroroseus, 1626 nucleotides. RefSeq lists its product as hypothetical. The transcript has 4 exons. The record is from RefSeq and is a predicted model, not a curated record. NCBI's taxonomy places the organism in Eukaryota, Fungi, Ascomycota, Eurotiomycetes, Eurotiales, Trichocomaceae. Bases 1 to 1626 code for a protein of 541 amino acids. Gene Ontology annotation, cellular component: mitochondrion.
AUGUCUGCAGAACAGCCAAUCACGGAGGAUGACUUAUUCAAAUAUCAACGACAUCGGUGGCUGCGUAAUAAUAGCAAAGAGCUAGAUAUAUUGAAGCUUCUAGAGGGAGAUCACAACAAAGUCUUCCUCCUGACAAUGAACGAUGGGGACGAGCUGAUCGCGAGGCUGCCAAACCCAAAUGCUGGCAGUAACUUCUAUACGACAGCAUCGGAGAUAGCCACCCGUCGCUUUUUACAGCAUACUUGCGAUGUUCCUAUGCCCAAAGUAUGGGACUGGGAUUUUCGCGACCGCAACACGGUAGGCGCAGAAUGGAUUAUUGAAGAAAAAGCCACCGGACAACCGUUGCGUAAUUUCUGGUUUGCGAUGAAUCGCAAGGCACAACUAGAAAUCGUCCAACAGGUUGUUGAUCUGGAAACCAAAUUGGCAUUUCUCAAAUUCUCUAGUCAUGGCAGUAUUUACCUGAGACGCUGGUUGCCAUCGAAACAAAUAUCGUUCAAUUCAAUGGAGUGGCAAUAUACCGUUUUAAACAAACCCCAGGCGGAACUUCCUAGGCAAUUUUGGAGACAAUUUGCGAUUGGACCCUCAACUGACCGUAAGCUCUAUCGAGGUCCCGCAGAUUUCACGAAACAGUUCCGUGGCCCAUUCAGGAAUCUCUUUCACUAUGCAACUUCUCUAGCCAAAAAUGAGAGACGAUACAUUAGAUACAAUGCCUGGCGAAGAAUGAAUCCUUUUCGUUCAAUCAAGAGGUCGCAAAACCUUGACCAAUACGGGGAUUUGAUUGAAAAAUACCUCGCUUCGCAAGAGCAUUGGAACCAGUCAGAAGUCAAUGAUGAUCCUUGCACGAUUUCGCAUCCAAAUCUGAGCCUGGAUCACAUAUUCAUCGAUCCAGCUACGAACAAGAUUGUGUGCUUGACAGGGUGGCAAGCCACAGUGAUAUCGCCACCCUUCCUCAAACGCCCAUACCCAACAUUCCUCGAUCCCGAGUUCCAGACAGAAUCACUCGAUAGGAGCAAGUCUCUCCCGAGAGCCUAUUACCAAGAGUUGGUGGAGAAAACAGAUCCUCUCCGUCACAAGCGUGUGCUAAGUAACUUACAAGAGCACGAGAAUCGCAUCAGUCCAAUGUCAGCGAUAUUCGGUGGAUGGGAGAAGGACGAUAUGUACUCACUGCGUGAGUCACUACUUACUAUGCUUAGGUCUUUGGAGAGCAAAACCCGUGGGCCCCUUCCAAAUUGGCUAAAGUUCGAUGUGCAAACACUUAGAAGCCAUGGCAUGGAGAAAUUCGCGCGGCAAGAGCUUCAGCUGCUCUUUGGUGUAGUACAAAACGUACAAAACACUUGGAAGAUACCCAUUGACGGUCGUGUUCCUGCCGAGGAUUUCGACCGUGCGCGGGAGCUGAGUGACUCCUACCGUCAGCAGUAUCUUCAUCUGGCUGAGGAUGACAAAACUCGUGUGUACAUUCAUGAAAACUUGUGGCCCUUUGAUGUCGCCGGGCCCGAAGAGAAGAGGCAAGAUUCAAUGUUGAACGACGAGCAAGGGCAGUAUGGCGCGUCAGGCAAUUACUCCAACGCUUCUUUUCGAAUCAGGAGAUAUCCUUCACGGUACUGGGAUAGGCCAGUUCCACGUUGA